Tripterygium wilfordii is the source of this 2481-nucleotide messenger RNA. RefSeq names its product two-component response regulator ARR10-like. Bases 289 to 2136 code for a protein of 615 amino acids. Lineage: Eukaryota; Viridiplantae; Streptophyta; Magnoliopsida; Celastrales; Celastraceae. Gene Ontology annotation, molecular function: DNA-binding transcription factor activity; DNA binding. Gene Ontology annotation, biological process: regulation of DNA-templated transcription; phosphorelay signal transduction system. The record is from RefSeq and is a predicted model, not a curated record. The transcript is spliced from 8 exons. Gene Ontology annotation, cellular component: nucleus.
UUUUAUUAGAGAAAAUUGAAGAUUUGUGAAGGAAGAGAUUUCCUUUUCUGAUAGUAAGACUCUAUCAGUCCUAGUGGAGGGAGAUCCUCUGCAUCUUAUUCGGGCUCUUCUUGUCCGGUAGUAAGACUCUAUCAGGGCUGUUGCAAAUUUGUCUUCGACAUUCUCGAAUCUCGAUCAUAUCAGUAGGCACGGCCGCACGGGCAUGACGACAAUGUACAAUACGGGCCUAGCGUUUGGUGGGCCGUUGACUAUGAUAGCUGGUUGGCCUAUAGUUGGCGGACUCUACUUAUGGAGUCCAAAGUUGUGCGGCAAAGAAUGGGCUUCUAUUUGCUUCUUGGAUUACAGGCCGGUUUAGGUGAGUGUAUCCCUUCCUUUGCUCGAGGUCUUGAGAUUCUUGUGGUGGAUCAUGAUAUGAUGUCUCUCAUGAACAUAGCAUGGGUGCUCGAACAAUUCGCUUUCAAAGUCACCACCACUGAAAUGGGAUCUGUUGCUUUGUCCAUGAUUGAAGCUGAAAGAAAAAGAUCAUUCAAUCUGGUCAUGGUUAAUGUCCAUAUGAUCGAUAUGAGCAUCCUCGAAUUUAUUCAAAUCCUGCUUAAGAAGAACAUUACUGUUAUCUUGACCACCACCCGUGCACAUACCAAAAUGGCUCUAAAAGGGUUAAAAGAAGGGGCAUCAUUUUUUUAUGAGAAACCAGUGUGUUUGGAUGAGCUUAGGUAUGUUUGGCAGCAUGUGUACAGGAGGAAAAGAAACUUAACAAAAUUGGGCUCAAACAGCGGAGCUGUACAAGAAAAAAAGGGGAAACGGGGAAGGAAACCUAAGAUUCUAACGUUGGAAGAGCCUAGUGGUUCAGCUAAGGUUCCAAAAAAGAGAGGUCGAAAACGAAAGAAUAAAGAGACAGAGGUGGAAGUACUAGAAGUGGAUGUAGAAGUAGUAGAUUGUGGAGCUGGCCAUCAAGAAUUAGCUGAUGAUCCGAAGGGGAAGAGGAAGGUGUCUGAAGAGGAAGUCCAGAUCAUGAGUGGCAAUGACUAUCAGAUUAAGAAAAUUAGAGCAGAGACAUUUAAUGGAAGUGGAGACCUACUGGUGCUUAAUGAUCCGAAAGGGAAAUCGAAGCAAGUUGAAGAAGUGAGACUGAUUGAGGUCGGCGAUGAGCCAAAAGAACCACCAAACUCUGGCAUUGAACUGAUAAACAAAGAUAGCGAAAACAAAGACACAGAAGUUGGAUUCGAGUGGGAGCAGAUUAUUUCCAUGCCUGAAUUAGCGAAGGAGGAUGCAGAGAAAGAUAUGAGAGACAAGAUUAUGAGCAUUGCUGGAGAUAAAAAGAAUCGCGUUGUUUGGACUAAAGAACUGCACUUGAAAUUCACACAAGCUGUGAGCCUUCUGGGAGAUGACAAAGCUGUUCCAAAAACAAUACUAGAGAUUAUGAAUGUUCCUCAUUUGACUCAUCGCCAAGUCGCAAGCCACCUUCAGAAAUAUAAAAAUCAAGUCAAGCAAAUCGGCAACACUGCCACCCCCACUUCCCCAGCAGGACCUACAUCAUCCAGCUUAAAUAUUAGCACAUUUCAACAAGCGCCAGAGAUGAAGAAUUUACAGGCACAUGAGCAGAGCCAGGGAGGUUUGAAUAUUGGAGCACUAUAUAACUCUACUUUUCCAGACGCACUGUUCAGUUUUAACGAAAGGCUGAAGAUGGCUUCCUCCUACAUUAAUGCACAAAAUCAAAACCAACUGGUGUUGCCAUUUCAAGGACUGGAUACUCUGCCCAGAAAUGUCUCUUCAGGAAACCAAGUUCAGUUGCCAAUGCAAGGACUGGAUGCUAUACCUGGAAAUGUCUCCUCGGGAAACCAACUGCUGAUGCCAAUUCCUCAAGCGGAUGCUAUGCCCAUACAGGUCUCUCCAAAGGAACCCACAAUUGCAGAGAAAUAUCUGAUCAACUUCACUGAGGAGAACAAAGACUUACUGGCUACUAACGAUCCAGUUGCUCCAUCAGCCGGUCCAGGAAAUCAGCAUCAGCAGCGGCAAUCCCUUGACGAUUAUUGUGAUAUUCUGAAAAUUCUAGAAGAAGAACGUGACAAAAACAGGAGUUUAGAUUCAGGGGAGAUGGAUAAAUACUUGGAAUGGCUGAACUCGGAUUUGGUCUGAAAUAGCUCGGUUCCUGAUAGUCCUCUGGUAACUGCAAGUUGGUGUUCAUUUCUUGACACAAAAUCCAUACAUUUCAGUAACUUACAAUUAGUCAGUUUUCUUCCAUGUCGCUGGCAGGUACGUGGAGCAUCGAUUUCGAUUCUUCCUUGAGCUGGCCUCCAAUCUUUAUACAAGAUAUAAGCUUUAGUUUCUUGCUAAAUAUGAUGGAAUAAAUUAACUUUGAUGAACUAAUUUUCAGAUGAUAUGCAACAAUACAUUUCCCAUCCAAUAUUUUGUUGGUACUAUCAGUUUAUUUUGGAUGGACCAAAUUCAUGGAAUUAAAGGAUAUCCUCUAUUCAUAGCUAA